Carassius gibelio (silver crucian carp) is the source of this 3277-nucleotide messenger RNA. RefSeq names its product lens fiber membrane intrinsic protein. Bases 2527 to 3048 code for a protein of 173 amino acids. The record is from RefSeq and is a predicted model, not a curated record. The transcript is spliced from 5 exons. Gene Ontology annotation, molecular function: structural constituent of eye lens. Gene Ontology annotation, cellular component: plasma membrane. Lineage: Eukaryota; Metazoa; Chordata; Actinopteri; Cypriniformes; Cyprinidae.
GUUUCCGCCUUAUUUCUGAACCGCGUCGAAUUGCUUUGUUAUCGUUUUUACGUAUCCAUCCGCAAGCAGCCACAUUAUAGAGCUGCCGUUAAUAAGAUAUGGAGUGGAGUGCUUAUUUAAAACAAAGUGUGGUUUAGGUUUAGAAACAAUAAUAUAUUUUUGGUAGAUAGAUAAAACAACACGUCCAUGCCUGAGUACGUACUAUGAGAGAACUUGUAUUUCGCAGGUAACAUUACGGGCUAGAAACAGAACAAAUAGGGAGUCUAACGAUAUAUUAUUGCGAUAGACUUUCAACGCUAAAACUGGGAAUUUAAGUUCAAAUCAGAUCCAACUAACCUACUGCUAUAACAGCCUCGCGAAUUUUAUGAUGACUGUCAUGAUGCUUUGAAAUGUCUUUUCAUAAAUAAGUGAACUUGAAAACUUACCUUGUGUUUCGCCACGACUUAGAACCUGGUCGUUUUUUAAUUCAAAACUUAUAACGUGCACAAAAUAUAAGAUUUUCCUUGGUCACAUCAGCACGAGGAAUAACGAAUAUGACGAGUGGUGAUUUUUCUCAGGUGACCCCCGCGAUCCAAUCCGGGUUUUUGGUCAAACCACAUGACACGAAUGCAAGAGUGGUGGAUAGGAAAUAGACAUUUUAUUUUAAAAGCUGUAAUGUGAAUGAACAUGCUAACCUCAUUUACAUAAAUACUCCGAAUUAUUAAUUCGAUAUAGCCUACACGCGUAACAAGUUUUCAUUAAUAUGCCUAAACAUGAAAUUAUAAAAGCAAGCGUUUCCCAACAGUAGGCUACUUCUCUAUUUUCCUGAACUCGCACUGCUGUAGCCACAAGACUGUGCUGCUGAAUGGCAAAUUGAGCUGUUGAAAUCAAUACCAAAUUUCUUUUUUUAGCCUUGAAAUAAUUAAGCAGUGUAUUUUAUAUACAUUGUUUGAGAAGUUAACGCGAUGAACAGCUGAAGUCAAAGACAUUUGACAACAUGGAAUAUGAAUUUGAACAUGCAGUAUGUCCAGCUCAUACACCUUAAGGGUUCCAUUUUUUCUGAAUUAAAAUAAUGUUGAAAAUUGCGUGGUGGACAGUUAUUUCAUAUAAAUCUGAUGUUUAUGGGAGGAGAAAUCCAAGUAGUAUUAGACAUGUUUGGCAAAGCAUCACUUUAAACAGAUUGUCACUAGAAUUCGUCCCUACAAUACAAGCUUUUUUUUCUGUUAUUUCUUAUAAUUUUCAUUCAGCAUUCACUGAAAACCCCCAAACAAAAUAUUAAAGGUUUUAUUUAACCUUUAUUUUUUAUUUUUUGUACAAAAUGAAAGUUUAUUAAAAUGCAAGUGUCUAGUGCUUUUGGAUAAUAUCUGAAGAGAGUGUUAACUGUCCUGUUGACCAUGCAGUUAUUCUUUAUUGUUAACAGGUAUUUUAAUUCUGUGCGUUGUAUGUAUGUGUUCUUUAUAAAUAUUUAAUAUGUGGAUUUAUUUUGCUCCAGCAUUCCAUAAGAGGGUGUAGAAAAUUGGUGGAUGGGUAUUUUGCAGCAUUGUUGAGAUAUUACUGCUUGCUUUGUUGUAAAGCAAGGACCCAAGAAUUUCACUAAACAGUACAUUUGUAUAUACAUUAAUGUAAUUUGUAAGAAUAAAGGGUUGCACUUUAUUUUACAGCCCUGUUCCCCAUGUACAUACUAUGUACAUAUUAUAGUAAUUACAAUAACUAUGUAAUAACUACUAACCCUGAACCUACCCCUAAACCUAACCCUACCCCAUGUAGAUACCUUGUAUUACCAGAACUUUCUUAGAUAAAUACACUGUAAGUACACUAUAAGUACAUUUAAGUACACAUACUGUUAAAUAAAGUGCAACCGAAUAAAGUCAUGCAAUUUGAUUAAACAGUUCUGAUUGUCAAUCAUACAGUUAAGCUGUUUUUGUCGCAAUAAGUCAAAUGCAUUCCUACGGGUUCUCCAUAUUAAAAGCUUGUUUGUAAGCAUCGACUUGAUUCAUUCACAUAUUUACAGAUCAUAUUUUUUUUUUUCAAAAGCAGUUUUCCCUCGUUGUUGAACUAUAUUUAAAAAUUGAUUCAGUAAUUUAAUUUGGGAAUGGGAAACAUUGAGUUUAUUGCACUUUAAACUAUAGGUAUGCCAUGGGCAUCCACGCUGUGGCCUCUGUCAAAGCAAGCAUGCAACUCAGCGUUUUGCAUUGACAGCUUUACCAAAGCAAUCCUUUGAAUAUGUGCAGCUACAGAACAGUCUACUCUUCAAACAAAAGGAGGACCAUUGACAUCAUGCAUACACAUAGUGAAAAGUCGGACACACCAGGGCCCCUGCCCUAACCAGUUCAAGUGUAUUUGUUUCAGGGACAGAGGAGGUAGCAUUUAAAGGAUUUUGCCACCAUCAACAAAAAAGGGCAACAGAGGUUGUCUAUUUCUCUUAAUAUCUCUCUCUCCCUCUCCACUCUCUCACUCCCUCUUUCCCCAGAGGAUAAGCAAAGAGGGAUUUGCCUCAGAAGCAACAAGUGCAUAUCUCCUUCCUGCAUUGUCACAGCGUGUGUCAGAAUGUACAGCUUUACGGGUGGAGGCCUGUUCUGUGCCAUUAUUGGGAACAUCCUGAUAGUGGUUUCCACAGCGACAGACUACUGGAUGCAGUAUCGCCUCUCGGGCAGCUAUGCCCACCAGGGCCUGUGGAGGUACUGCAUGGCCAACAAAUGCUACAUGCAGACAGCAAGUAUAGCAUACUGGAAUGCCACACGGGCGUUUAUGAUCCUAUCGGGAAUGGCAUGCUUUGCAGGCAUCAUGGCAGGCAUCCUCUCAUUUGCCCAUUUUUCCGCCUUUGAGAGAUUCAGUCGUUCCUUUGCAGCAGGAAUCAUGCUUUUCAUCUCCACAUUUUUUUUGCUGCUUGCUAUGGCGAUCUACACUGGCGUAACCCUAAGCUUCCUGGGCAAGCGUUUUGGAGACUGGCGCUUCUCCUGGUCCUACAUACUGGGAUGGGUGGCCAUGCUCAUGACCUUCAUUGCAGGGAUAUUCUACAUGUGUGCCCACAGAUUGUAUGAAUCCAGGAGAGUGGUUGGAAGUCGCUAACCUGAAGCAGAAAGUGUUGGCACAGAUAUCUUCAGAGGACCUUCAUCAGACCUUAAUGUUAUACCUUAAAACUCUAAACUGCAAAAAUACACAGACAAAUUAAUAGUUUAAAACAGCAUUAAAGGACUUUUUUACACAUGCACAUAUAUUUGUAUAAUUCUGCACAGAUAAAUAGACCAGUCUUGACAAAAGUUUAUUUCACUUUUCAUAUUUUCUUUUUUUCAAUAAA